CGUUCAAUCAAGAUCAAAACUAAAACUAUCAUCAUCACCAUCAGCCAGUGUUGAUUUCGGCCAGCUGACUUCAUAAAAGAACUGGGAAACUUCAUUUUUCUCUUCUAUCUACAAUUGGCUUUACCUGCAGUGCUUCUAAGUACCUCCAGACUCCCAGGUGUCCUGCUGGCCGUGCUCCGUGGCCAGCAGUGCAGGUGUGGGGCACCCCACAGGGGGAGUGGGACGUGGAGUGGGUGUGGCGGCGGCGUGCCUUGAUGUGCAGACCGUGAGGCGCGAUGAGUGGGGCGGGGGAGAAGGAGGAGUGCUCAGUGGGUGGCGGCGGCGGCGGCGGCAACACAUCGCUGAUCACGUCUGUCAAGACCUGCAUCUUUGUCCACACCAGGGAGAGGAAGUCAAAGUGUGAGGAGUGCGAGAAGAAGAUCAGCCAGAUCAUCUCCAACUACUCUGGCGGCAAGGUGUUUCAGUGCCUGGAGUGCGGCAAGACCUUUGCCCACAAGCGGUCUCUCACCAAGCACAGCGCCACACAUGCCGGCACCAACACUGUUGAGUGCCACAGGUGCAAGAGGAAGUUCCCGGACAAGGAGCAGCUGGCGUCCCACGACCCGGCUUGCUGCGAGAGGCCCAAGGACUGGCAGUGCGGCGAGUGCAGCAAGACCUUCGCCAGGAAGUAUGACUACGACAAGCACUGCCUGACACACACCAGCGAGGCCGGCAGCUUCCCGUGCGAGGUGUGUGGCAAGACCUUCACCCGAAAGAGUCACCGGGACGUGCACUACCUCUGCCACACGGGCAUCAAGGAGUACGAAUGCACUGUCUGCAGCAAGAUGUUUGCCCGCAAGCACGACCUCAGCAAACACUCCCAGGUGCACACGGGCGAGAAGAACUUCCGGUGCCACCUGUGUGGGAAGCAUUUUGCCAGGAAGGCCCACCUGGAUGUGCACUACCUCACCCACACUGGCAUCAAGAACUUCAAGUGCCCUCACUGCUCCAAGAUGUUCGCCCGCAACAGUGACCUCAACAAGCACAUCCUCAUCCACACAGGAGUCAAGCGGUACGAGUGCUUCUACUGCGGCAAGAGGUUCAUAAGGAAGAGCCAUCGCGACGUGCACAUGGUCACACACACGGGGAUCAAGGACUUUGGGUGUCUGCAGUGUGGGAUGAGGUUUAGCAGGAAGAGUGACCUCAACAAGCAUUCCACCACACACACCAGCCAGGACGACAGCCGGGUGUGACCCCAGCACGCAUUUGUAUGAAGUCAUCUAGGUGUAAGCUGAAAGUUACAUAUAUAAAACCAAGUGUGUGUGUUUCAUAUAAUCUGCUCUGUCAACUUUCUCAAUAAACUAAGUCUGGUC
Molecule: messenger RNA, 1352 nt
Organism: Scylla paramamosain (green mud crab)
Lineage: Eukaryota; Metazoa; Arthropoda; Malacostraca; Decapoda; Portunidae
Product: oocyte zinc finger protein XlCOF19-like
Exons: 2
Coding region: 276-1232 (318 amino acids)
Biological process (GO): regulation of transcription by RNA polymerase II
Cellular component (GO): nucleus
Molecular function (GO): RNA polymerase II transcription regulatory region sequence-specific DNA binding; DNA-binding transcription factor activity, RNA polymerase II-specific
Source: RefSeq, a predicted model, not a curated record